UUGUCUUUGGAUGGAAUUGCAAUCAGCAACGAUCUACAGUCAAUUUUGCGUGCCACAGAAUUCAAGAGAAAUGCCGCAAUGUACCAAACGGAGCUCACCGAAAUCACUCGUGCAUUGGACGCUGCCCGGCAAAGACUGAUGGUCGCAGAGCAAAGGACGAAUCAACUGUCUGCUGAGAACAGGGAAUUGAAAGCUGAAAGAGAUCACUUGGUGAAUCAGAUCGAGAGACGAAUACGAAUUCGACCAAUCCAUCGGACGGCCAGAACAUUAAUUAUAAUUCCAUAA
Caenorhabditis briggsae is the source of this 285-nucleotide messenger RNA. The annotation marks the transcript as partial. Lineage: Eukaryota; Metazoa; Nematoda; Chromadorea; Rhabditida; Rhabditidae. The record is from RefSeq and is a predicted model, not a curated record. The transcript has a single exon.